AUGUCUUCCAAAUUAGUGCCUUCCGACCCGGCUAAGGUCAUGGUUAUUCGCGAUGUCGUUCCCAGACAGAUUACCACACUUUCUGUGCCGUUUUGGCGCUUUGGCAGGGUGAAGAUUGGAGGACGAGGCACAAUUGUGCGCCUUCAAUCCGGUGCCCUUGCCGUCUUCUCGCCCGUCGCAUUGACCGACGACGUAAAGUCCAAGGUAUCCGAGUUAGGAGAAGUCAAGUACAUCACCGCGCUCGAUGCUGAACACCACAUCUUCCUCGGCCCCUGGCACGAAGCCUACCCAACCGCCCAAGUAAUGGGCCCCGAAACACUCCCCGAAAAGCGCGAAAAACAAGGCAACGAGAAAGUCCCCUUCGCCCAUGUUUUCAAAAAGUCCGCCCCCGUAACCUCGAUAUCGCCCGAAUUCGACGCAGAGUUCGACUGGGAAUAUGUGCCCUCGCACAUAAACAAGGAAAUCGUCUUCCACCACCGCCCCUCCAAGACACUCAUACAAGCAGACAUGAUGUUCAAUUUGCCCGCGACCGAGCAGUUUAGCAAAACAGGCGUGGAUCCGAAUAGCGGUAUCUUGACAAAGAUCUUUGGCGCGCUGCAGAGUACGGCGGGCACGGCGGUGUGGCAGAAACGCACGAUUUGGUAUGGGACGAGCAGUGGGGAUAGGAGUGCGUUCAAUCAGAGUGUCGCGAGGAUUAACAAGUGGGGGUUUGAGCGAAUUGUGCCGUGUCACGGGGAUGUUAUCGAGAGAGAGGGGAAGAGUGUGUGGGAGAAGGUUUUUGCGUGGCAUUUGGAGGCGGCGAAGAAGGGAGAGUAG
Messenger RNA from Parastagonospora nodorum SN15, 816 nucleotides. RefSeq lists its product as hypothetical. Lineage: Eukaryota; Fungi; Ascomycota; Dothideomycetes; Pleosporales; Phaeosphaeriaceae. The transcript is spliced from 3 exons. The record is from RefSeq and is a predicted model, not a curated record. The coding region runs from base 1 to 816 and encodes 271 amino acids.